Molecule: messenger RNA, 2511 nt
Organism: Theobroma umbraticum
Lineage: Eukaryota; Viridiplantae; Streptophyta; Magnoliopsida; Malvales; Malvaceae
Source: RefSeq, a predicted model, not a curated record
CUUCAGCCAAAAGGGCCACAUGAAGAGUGUAACUCAAGAUUGCCAAGGAUCAAAUCGAAUCCCCCAUCACCAUUCACCAAGUACUAUUCCCGUUGCAACACGUUUUAGUAGAACAUGUGCAGGCAAGCGUUAUAAACUCUUCGAUUAGAGAGGCCUUAACCAAAAAUGGAGAUUCAAGAAUUCCCUUCAGAAGAGCAACAGGGCCUAGACCUUCCCACUGCCAGCGGUUCCAUCCCCAUAUUAGACCCGUUUGUUCUUUCGUUCAACAACUUAAAUUAUGAUGUCAAAGUUGGCCGCAAAUCUUGGUUCCCCUUCUAUGGGAAGAACAGAAAUGUUUCUUCAGAAAAUGAAACCAAGAGCUUGCUCAAAGAUAUCUCAGGUGAAGCAAGAGAAGGCGAAAUCAUGGCGAUUCUAGGUGCAAGUGGGUCGGGUAAAUCGACCUUGAUAGAUGCUCUUGCAAACAGGAUUGCAAAGCAUAGCCUGAUGGGGUCUAUCACUUUGAAUGGGGAAGUUUUGGAUUCGGGCCUUUUGAAGGUGAUUUCUGCUUAUGUUAUGCAAGAUGAUCUUCUGUUCCCAAUGCUAACAGUAGAAGAGACUCUCAUGUUUUCAGCCGAGUUCAGGCUUCCUCGUUCACUUUCAAAGUCAAAAAAGAAAGCAAGAGUGCAAGCUCUGAUUGAUCAACUAGGCUUGAGAAGUGCAGCAAAGACAGUGAUAGGAGAUGAAGGGCAUAGAGGUGUCUCUGGAGGAGAACGCAGGCGGGUUUCCAUUGGAAUUGAUAUAAUUCAUGAUCCUAUUCUCUUGUUUCUCGAUGAACCAACUACUGGGCUAGAUUCAACCAGUGCAUUCAUGGUUGUUAAGGUCUUGCAGCGAAUUGCACAGAGUGGAAGCAUUGUGAUCAUGUCCAUUCACCAACCAAGUUCCAGGAUUUUGGGCUUACUUGAUCGCUUGAUAAUACUAUCACAUGGACAAGCAUUGUACAGCAGUUCACCAGCGAAUCUCUCACAAUUCUUCAGUGAUUUUGGGCAUCCAAUCCCUAAAAACGAAAAUCCAUCCGAGUUUGCUCUUGAUUUUAUCCGUGAACUCGAAGGAGCUCCCCCCGGAACCCAAAAUUUAGUUGAAUUCAACAAGUCAUGGCAGACCUUAACGAAUGAAAAUGACAAUAUUGCUUCCAAUCGGCCAAGUCUUGCACUUAAAGAUGCAUUUAGCAGAAGCAUUUCUCGAGGAAAGCUAGUCUCUGGUGCCAUUGACAAAAGUGAUCUCGAUCAUUCAUCUUCAGUUCCAUCUUUUGCUAAUCCAUUUUGGAUUGAAGUGUUGGUAUUAUCCAGACGGUUAUUAACAAAUUCAAGAAGAAUGCCGGCCAAGUUUGGUGUCCGCUUGGGUACAAUAAUGGUCACUGGGAUUGUUCUAGCCACCAUGUUUUGGCAACUUGACGAUUCCCCCAGCGGUGUACAAGAGCGAUUAGGAUGCAUAGCCAUUUCCAUAGCCACCAUUUUCUUUAACUGUAUAACCGAAGUGCCAACUUUCAUUCAAGAACGAUAUAUUUUCAUGAGAGAAACUGCUUACAAUGCUUAUCGUCGUUCCUCGUACGUCCUUGCUCGUUCUCUAAUCCACAUUCCUUUAUUGUUCAUCCUCUCCCUCUUCUUUUCCAUAGUAACAUUUUGGGCUGUUGGCCUUGCUGGUGGCCUCUCCGGAUUCUUAUUCUUUUUCUUCACAACCCUUGCCUCGUUCUGGGCUGGAAGUUCUUUUGCAGCAUCUCUGUCAGGGCUUGUCCCUGAUGUGUUUCUUGCCUUUGUUAUUGGCAUCGCCAUCGUAUCCUACUUCCUGUUCUUAUGUGGAUUCCUUGUUUCUAGUGAUCGAAUACCAAAAUACUGGAUAUGGUUGCAUUACACUUCUCUAGUCAAAUAUCCUUACGAAGCUCUCUUACAAAACGAAUUCCUUGAUCCAACAAAAUGCUUUGCUCGGGGUGUACAACUCUUCGAUCAAUCAGCACUUGGGACACUGCCAACCUCGACGAAGAAUCAUCUAUUAUCGAGCAUGGGAAAUGUUCUGGGCAGGAACAUCACUAGCUCGACCUGUUUAACAACAGGGAAGGAUAUACUAACGCAACAAGGGAUCACCAAGUUAAGCAAAUGGAGCCGCGUGUGGAUUAUCAUAGCUUGGGGCUUUUUCUUCAGGAUUCUAUUCUACUUAACUUUGUUGUUUGGUAGCAAGAAUAAGAGGAAGUAAAAAUUCAUGUAAGAAUGUAUCUGGAUUGGCUAAUUUGGGAAUCGCACUUGUAUCAAGCUCAAAUCUUUUCUAUUUACUUUCUUUUGUUUUGAAGAUUCAGGUGUCGGGGUGGUGUAAUGUAUAAUUUUUAUGCUAUCUUAAUCUGGAAAAUCUUACAUAAAGAUGCUCAAGUGUGUAGCUUUGGGUUUGACGUGACAGUUGUUCAUUGUAUAUAAACCAAAGGAAGCUUUGGGUUUAAGAAUCUAUAGAGUUACGGCAGCAAGAAAAGGGCGAAAGUUCGGAGAA